Carassius auratus (goldfish) is the source of this 3406-nucleotide messenger RNA. It is a transcript of the gene u2surp, whose product is annotated as U2 snRNP-associated SURP domain containing. The record is from RefSeq and is a predicted model, not a curated record. Gene Ontology annotation, molecular function: RNA binding. Gene Ontology annotation, cellular component: nucleus. NCBI's taxonomy places the organism in Eukaryota, Metazoa, Chordata, Actinopteri, Cypriniformes, Cyprinidae. Bases 106 to 3018 code for a protein of 970 amino acids. Gene Ontology annotation, biological process: RNA processing. The transcript has 26 exons.
CCAUACAGACUGAUUCAGAUCAGAGCGGUCUUCAGUAAUAGACUCGUUCACUGUUGGGAGUCAGAGCGUGAACGCGCCUCAUGCGCUUGCACAGAGUUUGGCAAAAUGGCGGACAAAACGCCAGGUGGGGCGCAGAAAGCCAACUCUAAGGCUUUAUUGGAAAGUAAGUUAAAGGCCUUCAGUAUCGGCAAGAUGGCAGUUGCAAAAAGAACACUAAGUAAGAAAGAGCAAGAUGAACUCAAGAAGAAGGAGGAUGAAAGGGCAGCAGCGGAGAUCUAUGAGGAAUUCCUCGCUGCGUUUGAGGGAGGUGAAGGAAAGGUCAAGACCUUUGUACGUGGUGGGAUUGCUAAUGCUACUAAAGAGGAAGCGGCAGCUGAUGACAAAAAAGGAAAGCUCUACAAACCAAAAUCAAGGAUUAUGGAGGCUAAAAGUUUUUUACCUUUGGAAACUCCACCACAGUUUUUAUCAUUAGAUAAACGCAAUGCAUCCAAGAAGGGAGACAAAGAAAAGAAAAAGAGCAACCUUGAACUCUUCAAAGAAGAACUUAAACAGAUACAGGAGGAGCGUGAUGAACGGCACCGGUUGAAGGGCCGAGUCAGUCGUUUUGAGCCUCUUCCCACAAUGGAAGGAAAGCGAUCCUCGGAUGGUUCUUCACGAAGAAACCGUCCGUCCAGUGUUUUGGACGAUUGUGCUCCUGGCUCACACGAUGUUGGUGAUCCGACAACUACGAAUCUCUAUUUGGGGAACAUAAAUCCUCAGAUGAAUGAGGAGAUGCUCUGUCAGGAAUUCGGUCGCUAUGGGCCAUUAGCCAGUGUGAAAAUUAUGUGGCCCAGGACUGAUGAGGAAAGGGCCAGAGAACGGAAUUGUGGUUUUGUAGCCUUCAUGACGAGGAGAGAUGCUGAACGUGCACUUAAACAUUUAAAUGGCAAAAUGAUAAUGAAUUUUGAAAUGAAACUGGGAUGGGGCAAAGGUGUACCAAUUCCUCCUCACCCCAUUUACAUUCCACCUUCAAUGAUGGAGCACACCCUCCCGCCUCCACCCUCUGGACUGCCCUUCAAUGCCCAGCCAAGAGAGAGGCUGAAGAAUCCCAGCGCUCCUAUGCCUCCCCCUCCAAAGUGCAAAGAGGAGUUUGAGAAGACUCUGUCGCAAGCCAUAGUCAAAGUGGUUAUCCCAACAGAAAGGAAUUUGCUCUCUCUCAUCCAUCGAAUGAUCGAAUUUGUGGUGCGUGAAGGUCCAAUGUUUGAAGCCAUGAUCAUGAACCGGGAGAUCAACAAUCCGCUCUACAGGUUUUUAUUUGAAAAUCAAAGUCCUGCUCAUGUUUAUUACCGGUGGAAGUUAUACACCAUAUUACAGGGCGAUUCUCCAACAAAAUGGAAAACAGAAGACUUUAGAAUAUUUAAGAACGGAUCUUUCUGGCGACCGCCACCUCUCAACCCAUAUUUGCAUGGCACGCCUGAAGACGAGGAGCGUGAUGAUGAAGAUGACGAUGAUGAAGAUGAUGAAAUCAGCAAGAAGGGCGCUUUGAAAGACAACGAGAGGGAUAAAUUGGAGGAGUUACUCCGAGGUCUCACGCCAAGGAAGAGCGACAUAGCUGACGCCAUGUUUUUCUGCCUCACACAUGCUGACGCAGCCGAAGAGAUUGUGGAAUGCAUUGCUGAGUCUCUCUCCAUACUUAAAACCCCUCUGCCAAAGAAGAUUGCAAGGUUAUAUUUGGUGUCAGAUGUGCUGUAUAACUCAUCUGCAAAAGUUGCUAAUGCUUCCUAUUACAGAAAAUUCUUUGAAACAAAACUCUGCCAGGUAUUUUCUGACCUAAACGCCACAUAUAAGACAAUACAGGGCCAUUUACAAUCCGAGAAUUUCAAGCAACGAGUAAUGUCCUGUUUCCGUGCAUGGGAAGACUGGGCAGUGUAUCCCGAUCCAUUCCUGAUUAAACUUCAGAACAUCUUCCUGGGCCUCGUCAGUCUCGAUCCUGAAAAGGAGACUGUAGACGUGUUACCUGAGCAACCAGAAAUGUCGGAGGACGUUGAUGGUGCUUCUAUUGUGGAGGAGGAGCUGGAUGGUGCACCUUUGGAUGAUGUUGACGGCAUGCCCAUAGAUGGAGCGCCAAUUGAUGGUGCACCACUUGAUGACCUGGAUGGAAUGCCCAUCAAGGGGACAGAUGAUGAUCUAGAUGGCGUUCCUUUGGAUCAAAAACCAGGCUUUAAGGUGGCCCCGUCAAAAUGGGAGGAAGUGGAUGGUACUGCUUUGGAGGCUCAAGCUGUAACCACAUCCAAAUGGGAAAUCUUUGAUCUACCCGAUGAACCUGAGAAAAGCAAAACAAGUGCAACACGAGAAACUGAGAGUAAAGACUCUCUCAAGAGCUCCAGCGCUGCAGAUCAGCAGUCCUACAGUAAUCCUGUUAGAGAAGAAUAUGAUUUAAAGUCUGCUAAGUUUUCUGAGAUGAGCGAGGAGAAACGUGCCAAACUACGAGAAAUCGAGCUGAAAGUCAUGAAGUUUCAAGAUGAGCUUGAAUCUGGAAAACGCCCAAAAAAAUCUGGACCGAGUAUUCAAGAACAAGUAGAGCUUUACCGGGACAAGUUACUACAGCGGGAAAAGGAGAAAGAGACAGAGAAAGACAAAGAGAAAGAAAAAGAGAGAAAAGACAAAGAAAAAUCUGAUGUGUCCCACAAAGAGAAGGACAAAGAUGACUCCACCCCGGGCAGAAAAGAAAAAAAACGGAGGCAUAGUCCCUCCCCCAGUCCCACCCGAAGUAGCAGCAGUAGGCGCGGCAGGUCACCCUCACCUCGAUCAGAGCGCUCCGAUAGAUCUUUUACAAAAGACAGCUCUCGAUCGUCUUAUAAAGACUCUCCAAGAGAAAGUAACCGCAAGUCAUCUAAAAGGUCUCCUUCACCCCCAAGAACGCCUAAGAGGUCACGGAGGUCCAGAUCGAGAACACCCAAAAAAUCCUCAAAGAAAUCCAGAUCUCGGUCACGAUCUCCUCACCGUUCUCACAAGAAAUCCAAAAAAAGCAAACACUGAGACUUCUGGGAAGAUGCCUGGGUUGUCUUUUGUGCCUCAGAUUUGUCCGGUAAAUCAGUGUGAAGGACAUUCCCUCUUUCACCCCUCCUUUUUGAACCUCACUCACAUUGGCACAAGAACAGUGUUCAAGGGUCAUCUAUAGGGUGUUUUAUAAUGUCAUUUAGGAGCUUCCUUUGAUGUUCAAAGUGUCCAAAAAGAAAAUAACUGCAGUGGUUGGUGCAAUCCUCCAAAAACAUGAAAACUAUUGUCUUACAAUUUUUUUUUUUUUUUUUUUUUUGGUCAUUGUUUUUAGAUCCCUUGAAACUGACUUAAAUUAAACUAGUGUAAGUUUCAGUUGUAUAGAUGUUUGCUUUUCAAUAAAGACAAUUUAUGUGACUUUUCUUUGAAA